CGUCCUCCAAUCUUGUUUCUGCACUUUUUCCGAAGAUCUCUGAGAAGACAUUUCAAAUCACCACAAUGUCCGAGUUGAUUGAUCUCCCGGCUGGUGUUCUUGAACGCAUCAUUUCGAUGCUUGACACGGAUACCAUCAAAGGCCUGCGACUGACUUGCAGGAAACUGAGCCGUUUUACGAGUCAAGUCUUAUUUCGGGUUAUUUCAUUGUACGACACGCCUAAGAGUUGCCGCUAUCUGCAGUCCAUUCUAGCCCAACCUCAUCUUCGAAAGGAAGUUAUCAAGCUAAGUCUGAAUACUGUAGAAGAUGACUACGACACUGACGAAGAAGAUGAAAUCGAGCCACCGCAGGGGUGGGAGGAGAUCCUGAGAAAUCUGUCGAGUUUACCAAAUCUUCAAAGCGUAGCUUUGCGCUUCGACAAGAAAUGUGCCUACGAAGUGGAUUGUCCCUACACAUAUGCUCCCCAGACUGAAGAAUAUCGAGCAACUCUCCUGCGAUGGCUAUUCGCGGGUUUGAUAGACUUGCCUCGGCCACUAAAAGAACUCGCAAUUCAAAACCAUCAGAAUCUGACCCCAAUAUCACGUAACGUGUCGAAUUGGAUGGAUGAAGUUCUGGGAACGCUGGAAACUUUGAGACUCAACGUGGUGCAUGAACGCGACUUUGCGGCUCCGGAAAGUGAAAUGGAGAAAGAACCUGUGCAUGAUUUCUACAAUCGGGUAUUACGGUGGACUUGGUUGAAGCCCUGCAUGUCCUCACUGCGAAAGCUGUCGCUCUAUUCAUCACAUCAAUGGGGCUUCUAUCCCAAAAUCGACCUCGAAGAUAUCCACUUCCCAAAUCUUCAGUCGUUGACGCUGGGAAACUUUUCCUUUUGCGAAGACAAGCAAUUGAACUGGAUUCUAGCGCAUUCAUCCACUCUCGAGGAGCUACACAUGGACCGCUGUUUUAUAGUAUUCUAUGUCAGGAUUCCUGAAAACGAAGAGAUAUUGGAAGACAUUCUGGCGAGGACCCCGCUGAUGGAAUCUGAUAUGGAAAGCGCCCCAGAACACCCUGGGUGUCUGGUGUACCACUAUCCGCGUCGUUGGCAUGACUAUUUCACAUCUAUACAAAACGGUCUUCCGCAACUUUCUCGUUUCGGAUUCGGGAACAGUCCAUCUUGGGAGAAAAACCGCUAUUUGCCAUUUGUUGGCGAUUUCAUAUUUUUUCCUUUUAAUAUUCCUCCGGGGAUUGAAUGGCCGGAGUGUGAUCAGCAAGAUCAAGCUGCCCUCGAGGCUUUGCAUCGAGUGACUGGUCAAAGAGCCGACUUUGGCUAGAUGAUGAUUGGCGGUUUUUUGUUGCAUAGAAAAACAAAAAAGAAAUUGAUAUAAGCCCCCAUACUUUCUGUGAUGCCCUCUUCUGGGCUGUUCCUGACGAUCCCAUCAUUAUAGGUAGAGAGGAGUCAUCAUCAAGGUAUCUGCACCCAGGGAAUGUAAUCCAAAGCAAAGAUUCAAAAAGGAAUCACUCUUCCACAGCCCUAACAAUCCUCUUCAGCGCACGCUCCAAAUAAUCCCUUGGCUGCGUAAACACAAUCCUAAACCACCCAUCCUUCUCCGAACCAAAAAGCGCCCCACUAGCCAAAAACACCUUCUCUUCCAACAAUCGCCGCAUAACCUUCUCUCCAACCUCUUCCUCGGCAGAAAUCUCUCCAUGGAGCUCCCGAUAUCUCUUUCCCAGAUCGACCCAAAGGAAAAAUGCAGCAUUGCAACCAGUCGCGUAUUGGAUGCUGUGCUUCUUCAAAAACUCCACGGCAAAUGCAUAAGACUCUGACAGCCUCCUCUGAUUCUCUUGAAUAUACCCCGUCGUAAACUCAUCAUCUUCCAAUAGACUCGCAACUAAGUGGUCUGCGAUUCCUGAGGAAUAGGAGUACAGCGAGAUCGCGCGGAGUGCACCGUGGAAUUCCGGACUGGACUGAGAGAUAAUCACGCCGAGACGGAGACCAUUUGCGCCAAAGUCUUUACUCAUGCCCCAAAGGACGUGCACGAGUUUGGGAUCAAUGAUCCCAUUCAAAUCAAUUGAUAGCGCAGACUCGAAGGUGACUGGCGGCGGGUACUCGUCCACUGUAUUUUCGAAGACAGACAAGGCAUAGAUCUCGUCGCUGAUUAGGUGGAUCUGAUACUUCUGGCACAGCUGCAUCAAUUUGACGAUCACCUCGUGGGGGUAGCAUCGGCCUAGCGGGUUAUGCGGGUGACACAGCAUCAAAGCUUUGACUUUCUUCCCGGUCGAGUUUUGAAACGCAAGAAGAGCUUCUUCGUACUUCGAUACAGCCGCGGCGCUGAACGGAUCCACGUCUUCAAAGUUCACGGGGAUAACCGUCGCACCAGGCCUCGUUGAGAGAUCCGGGAUGAACGUGCCGUAGAACGGCUUGCCAAGUAGUAUUCCCUCACCGGGAUCCGUAAAGGCCCAUGAUACAUGCUCGAUGGCAGGAGAGACGCCGUUCGUGACGACCAAGUGCUCCGCAUCAAGCGGUAUAACGGGCUUCAAAUGGCGGUUCAGAAACUGGGCGAUACUACGUCGGAGUCUGUUCGAGCCGCCGCCGCCGUCGUUGUAGGUGAGGUACUCAGCAGGUAAUUGAGGAUUUUUGUUAAGGUAUUGCAGGAGUUCGGUGUGCAUGAGGGCGUUCUCAGCGACGCCGACGUUGAUGUAGCCAUUUGGGUUGGAUGCUGGGCACCAAGUGUCGACUAGGAUGUCCCACAUUAGGUUCUGGGCUGCAGCAGAUGAGGCAUCCUGAGCGCGAAGGGAUAAGGUAGAGCCCGUUUGCUGUGACAUUUUGGACUUUGGACUGUGAAGAUAAUUUGCGAUAGGAUGAAAUUUCGUGCCGCUUUGGUAGGGCUGAUGUGUGCGGGGUCUUAUAGAUCCCAGGUCGUUUUGUCUUUGUAGGUAAUGAACCAGAGCUGGGCUCCCGCUAUAGAGAUUGUGACUCAAGGUUGUCUCUGUUGGACCUCGUAUAAUGCAGGCUUUGGGGUACCGGCUAUCUUCGGGCGGUCCAGCGAGAGUUUUGAGGGUCG
Molecule: messenger RNA, 3041 nt
Organism: Penicillium brasilianum
Lineage: Eukaryota; Fungi; Ascomycota; Eurotiomycetes; Eurotiales; Aspergillaceae
Source: the annotation of a GenBank genome assembly